GAGAUUUGUUAUAAAAAAGGUCGUGCGCUCCGCGUAUCUGGAUGUUGUUUUAGCUACUCAGCAUCAGCCUCAACAGCCUCUUCUGCAUUCAAAGCAUCGAGCUUAAUACAUAUAGAAGCCUCUUGAUCAGCAUCGCAACUAAUCCGAUACCCAUCUCUUAAUUACUUAUAUAUACCCCAAAAGCAUUUCCAGCUCCGGACAGCAGCAUCUGCUUAAUACCCAAUACCUAAUACCCAUCAGCAUCACUUAUACCCAAAGCAUCAACCAUUAACACUAUCAAAAUGUUCGGCACUCUGGAGCACGCCACCCUGCGAUACAUCGCCUUUGCCAACCACUUGAUGGUUCUCAUCUCUUCCAUCAUUGUCACUGGUCUUGCCUCUUGGUUCCUUGCCAAGUAUGACUACCGCGGUGUCGACAUUGUCUACCAGGAGGUCAUUGCCGUCAUCACUCUGGGUUUCUGGCUCAUUGGCUCAGUCCUUCCUUUGAUUGGCCGAUACCGCGGUUACCUGGCUCCUCUUAACCUGGUCUUCUCUUACCUCUGGCUCACUUCCUUCAUCUUCUCUUCUCAAGACUGGAGCAGUGGCAAGUGUGGCUUCGGCAAGCCUGGCCAGGGACACUGCUCUCGCAAGCACGCCAUUGACGCCUUCAACUUCCUUGCAUUCUUCUUCCUUCUGGCCAACACCAUCGUUGAGGGCAUCCUCCUCCGCGCCGAGUACGCCAACAAGGCUGCUGCUGCUCCCGUCAACAAGGAGCUUUCUUCUGGCGCCAACGCCGCUUAAGCAGCGACACCAAACUUCUACAUGAUUUGAGAGUAGCAGCGGCGAGCUUCCGCUCCUCUACACCAGUCAACCCGUGAACACCUACAGAUGUCUGUGCGAGCACGAUCAUCUGGGGCAGCCAGAAACGGUUACAGCAAUUUACAAAUAGAGUGAUACCAGGCUAGAAAAAUUGGCGAGAUUUUGAGUAGUGGAGUGUAUGGAGAAUAAUGGAUGGUUCCCCAUAUUAAUGAGGUUGCGAACGGAUGGGGAUAUGGAAUAAUGAUGGAUAGAUUCGGUCGUUAAAUAUGCUUUAGUCUUUCGUUAAUAAUAAAUGAUACCUUAUACCUCAAACAAA
This is a messenger RNA of Trichoderma atroviride IMI 206040, 1113 nucleotides long. RefSeq lists its product as uncharacterized. NCBI's taxonomy places the organism in Eukaryota, Fungi, Ascomycota, Sordariomycetes, Hypocreales, Hypocreaceae. The record is from RefSeq and is a predicted model, not a curated record.